Messenger RNA from Gavia stellata (red-throated loon), 357 nucleotides. It is a transcript of the gene TAC1, whose product is annotated as tachykinin precursor 1. Gene Ontology annotation, biological process: tachykinin receptor signaling pathway. Bases 10 to 357 code for a protein of 115 amino acids. Lineage: Eukaryota; Metazoa; Chordata; Aves; Gaviiformes; Gaviidae. The transcript is spliced from 5 exons. The record is from RefSeq and is a predicted model, not a curated record.
GAGGCGGCGAUGAGGCUCCCGCUGGCUUUCGCCGUGCUCCUCCUGGCCUCGGCGCAGGCGCUGGCCGAGGAGAUGGGCGCCACCGACGACCUCAGCUACUGGUCCGACUGGUCCGACGGCGACCAGGUGAAGGAGGAGCUGCCGCUGCCCCUGGAGCACUUCCUGCAGAGGAUGGCCCGGAGACCCCGGCCCCAGCAGUUCUUCGGCCUCAUGGGCAAGCGGGAUGCCGGAUAUGGCCAGAUCUCUCACAAAAGGCAUAAAACAGACUCCUUUGUUGGACUUAUGGGCAAAAGAUCUUUAAAUUCUGGAUCCUCUGAAAGGAGCAUAGCACAGAAUUACGAACGGAGGCGUAAAUGA